CUCACCUUCGCUCCACUUUCUCUCUCUCUCUCUCUCCACAGUGUGUCUGUUCCCUUUUCAACGUUAAAAACUCGCCGGCGGUUUCAAUUCCACGGUUGAGAAUUUCUCAUCAAUCACAAUGAGUCCUGGUCAGUUGCCUUCAGAUUCAAUCAAAGUAGUUCCUGGCAGGAGUAAGCUGAGGGUUGAAUCUUCUAAUCCAGUCCCCAGAGGGAACCCAACAUCUAGACCUUCAAAGGUGAAGUUGAUUUCACCCGUGGAGGCUAUGAAACUUUCAUCUGGAGGCAAAGUGAUGGCGGUUUCUCCUGUUAAGCGUGCUCGUGCAACUUAUCAAGUACCAAAUCCUGUCCCUGCUCGUCGAACUCCUAAAACACCAAGGCCUGUCUCGGCUCAACCAACUCCUGAAGCACCCAUACAUGCCCCGGCUUGUCCAAUUUCUGGAGCACCAAGACCUAUCCCGGCUCGUCCAACUUCUGAAGCACCAAGACAUACCUCGGCUCGUCCAACUUCUAAAGCACCAAGAGAUCCAAAACGUGUUUUGGCUUUUCCUGCAGAAGGUUUCAAAAGAGAAAUCGUUUGCGGUCUUCGAGCUUUGAGUCUGACGACUACACCAGUGAGACAGAGAACCAAUCCAAGGAUACUUCAAUCAAAGAUGGUCGAGCCUCCUAGUCCACGUGCUUUGCAGAUUCGCUUAAGAAUUAAGCAAAAAGCUGCUAAUGCUACACAAGUUGUAGAAGGGACAAUUGUGGAAGUUGGUGAUAAAACUAUAGAUCAUGGUUUCAACGAGAUACGUCAAUCAGUCUCUGAUGAAGAACUAUCGCAGCUACUUCUAUAUCUACCAGCUCAGCAUCCUACUUGGAACGGACGCAUUAUGGAUUAUGCUACUCCGCCUGAGUUUGACUGCGAGUUUUGGGCUAAACCGGCAUCCAAUAUCACGAGGAAGGCACUCAGACUUUCUAAGAUGAUGCCUGCAUUACUCAAGGUUGAAUUGCUUCCUACAUGCCACAUUCUUAAUGAUAUGUUUGGCAGAAGCCCAACGCUAUUGAAUGUUGAAGUUUACCUUUUCCCAGAUGAGAAGAAAACAGAAAGGUUUAAAGGGGAAUAUACUCAUCUGUUUGAGGCAAUAGGAACUCGCAAUGCCAUGAUUAAAGUUGAUGUAAACGGCACUGAUCUGUUGAUAUUCUCCUCGAAACUAUUGGACAAGACCUCCCAGUUUCUCAUCAAUACACAGAAGAAAACAGACAACUUCCUUUGGGGUUUUUUUCUCCAGACCAAAAACUCACUAGCACUUGUUCCUGGAACUGCUUCUCAAAUUGAUAAAGAUUCUGAUGAUGGGGAUGUGGUUGACAUGGACAUAGACACUGAAUGCCUGACCCCGAGUGUGGCUCUGAAGCUAAUUGCAGAAGCACAAAGCACUUCCUCAAGAUCACCGGAGAAAUUGAGCAAAGAAGCAACUUUACCUCCUGGUUUUGAGAACAUUUGGGCACCACCCUUGGUGAAACUUAAUAUACAAGGAACUUUAAACACUCUGUCUGAUCAAACCGUAUCCUCUGGAAUAGUGCGUAACCAGUCAGGGAAGUGGUUGUUUGGGUACAUUAGGUGCCAUAAGAGCAUCUCUGAAGUCACAGCUGGGCUUUUGGCUAUAUACCAUGGCCUCAGAUUUCUGUGGGACAGCGGUUUCCGAAGAAUCCAAUUAGAGACAACAAGCUCUGAGAUCAUCAAGGCUCUAACAACAAAGUCGUACCUGUUUCCUAAAAGAAAAACGAUUCUGGGAUCGUGCAAGGACAUGAUCUUGAGGGACUGGGAGUGUGACAUAUACCAUAUCUCCAAAGGAGAGAAUUCGUGUGCAGAAUGGCUAGCCAGCAGAUCAGAAGAGCAGCCUCAAGGAUUAGUUUUCUUCGAAUACCCUCCUAGAGGCCUUGUGGAUCUUCUGGAGAAAGACCAGCUUGCAGCUAGAUAAGCUUCUUCAGCUUUGAGGUACAGUCACAGUGAACAGCUUAGAGGUACAUAUCUCGGUUUUAGUUAGUAGUUUGACCAUUUUGAGAAUACUAGAAGAAGAAGAAGAAAUGUUUUUGAGUGUUAAUGUGACAUCCUAGUCGUAGGUAAGUACAGUGGAGUUAUCAUUGUAAACACAGCUCAAGUAACAAGUAACAAAACGUCUUUGUGAAGAGUUUCACUCCAGAUGGCAGAUUCAGUGUCGCUCCUUCUCUACA
Molecule: messenger RNA, 2210 nt
Organism: Capsella rubella
Lineage: Eukaryota; Viridiplantae; Streptophyta; Magnoliopsida; Brassicales; Brassicaceae
Exons: 6
Coding region: 119-1957 (612 amino acids)
Molecular function (GO): nucleic acid binding; RNA-DNA hybrid ribonuclease activity
Source: RefSeq, a predicted model, not a curated record